This is a messenger RNA of Asparagus officinalis (garden asparagus), 1606 nucleotides long. Its product is annotated as probable xyloglucan endotransglucosylase/hydrolase protein 23. Gene Ontology annotation, molecular function: hydrolase activity, hydrolyzing O-glycosyl compounds; xyloglucan:xyloglucosyl transferase activity. Gene Ontology annotation, cellular component: cell wall; apoplast. The transcript is spliced from 4 exons. The record is from RefSeq and is a predicted model, not a curated record. Gene Ontology annotation, biological process: cell wall biogenesis; xyloglucan metabolic process. Lineage: Eukaryota; Viridiplantae; Streptophyta; Magnoliopsida; Asparagales; Asparagaceae. The coding region runs from base 540 to 1412 and encodes 290 amino acids.
AAUAGGAUUUUAUACGGGCUAAAGUUACCUGCAACACCUUUCAAACCAAAACACAAAGAAACUUCAAAGUUUCGGGGCCGGCCACAUUAAAAUAUCAAAUAGGACAAGCCAACAAUUCCAGCCCACCCACAGCUCUGCACUAUGCAUUACUAUUCGCGCGAUCUCGUGGACCAUGUGAAAAAGCGACGAGUCGGUGAUCAAAACGCGCAAAAAAGCUACGGAGCUGAAACCCCACUUCCCUCAACCGAAGCGAGCUGGCCACCAAAGAAACCGUGCCCCUCCGCUUUACUGCCACUCGCUUUCCCCAGAUUUAAAGACGAACCGCGUCCGCGUCGUACCUGAGAUAGCUGUAUCAAGCCAAUUGCCAGCCCUCAACUGAAGCAUCCUACACACUUCCCUCUCUUCAACGUUCCCCCAAAUCCGCAUAGCUAUAAAAAGACCGGCUUUGCUCCUCAUUCUCUCAACCUCACUUCCAUAAUCAAAAUCUCCCUCCAAACAUUCUCCUCCUCUUCUUGCUUUUACUAUUAACUCCAGCUGCUAUGGCGUCAUUGCUGUUUGCUGUACUAGCAUUGUCUUCCGUAGGCAUCGCCGUUGCUGGCAACUUCAACGACGACUUCAAGAUAACUUGGGGCGAUGGCCGCGGGAAAAUAGUCGACAACGGACAACUCCUCAGCCUGUCUCUCGAUAAGGCCUCGGGCUCGGGCUUCGAGUCUACGCACGAGUAUCUAUUUGGCAAGAUCGAUAUGCAGCUCAAGCUGGUCCCUGGAAAUUCUGCCGGCACCGUUACUGCUUAUUAUCUUUCAUCACAAGGGCCUACCCAUGAUGAGAUCGACUUCGAGUUCCUCGGAAAUCUCAGCGGAGACCCGUACACAUUGCACACUAACGUGUUCACUCAAGGGAAAGGCAACAGGGAGCAGCAGUUUCAUCUGUGGUUCGAUCCCACAAAGGAUUUCCACACCUAUUCCAUCCUCUGGAACCCAUCACACAUAAUUUUCUCGGUUGAUGGCAUCCCGAUCAGGGACUUCAAGAAUAUGGAAUCAAGAGGCAAUAUGGAACCAAGGGGAGUCGCCUUUCCUAAGAACCAGCCCAUGAAAAUCUACUCUAGCCUCUGGAAUGCUGAUGACUGGGCUACAAGGGGAGGACUAAUUAAGACUGAUUGGACUAAAGCUCCGUUCACUGCAUCGUAUAGAAACUUCAACGCCAAUGCUUGUGUUUGGUCUGCUGGUACCUCCACCUGUUCUUCAAAGAAAUCUCCAAGUGCGUCACCAAGCAAUGCAUGGUUGAAUGAAGAGCUGGAUUCAACAAGGCAAGAGAGGAUGAGAUGGGUGCAGAAGAAUUACAUGAUCUACAACUAUUGCGCUGACUUGAAGAGGUUUCCCCAGGGCCUGCCGCCAGAAUGCUCUAUAGCUUAAAAUUUUAAAUUUGGGAUUGUAAAAGAAGGAAACCAAACUCGCGUACAGUAAUUAGUUGAUUCUUUUAUUUGUUUACCUAUUAUAUAAUCUGAUACUUUUAGUCCCAUUGCUUGCACUGGUGUGAUACAUGAAUUUUGGUGGUUAAGACUAGGCUCUUGUUGGUGUUUUUUAAGAAAUAAAUGAAACUUCUUUUA